CGCAGACGGUCGGCUUCGUUAGACAGUCUGGCACCAGCAUGUCACGCGGAGCACUCGCUUGGCUGUUUCUUGUGGGCGCGGCACUCGGUUCGCCGUCCUGCCACAUCGCGAGUCGCAAUACGACUGCGUCGGUGACCUGCGCGGACUUUGGCAGCGCCGUGGACUUUGAGCACUAUAUCCAACGACCGUUGUCGCGGCCCAAACUCUCGUUUGUGUUGCGGGACAGUCGGCUAGACCGGUUUCCCGCAGGUGCAUUUGCUGAUGUCAGUGCUACUUCACUCGAGCUCAGUAAUGUCACCGUUGAGGCGUUCGAGUUCACCGAGGAGGAUAAUCCAUUCUCCGGCCUCCGUUCCUCUGUUGAGAACGUGACCUUCAGUGGCCACAGCAGCUUGCCACCAUCGUGGGCCAUACUUGCCGAUAUGGAGAGUCUGCGUUCUCUGACCAUUGUAAAUGCGGUCCUCAAUCUGACAAGUGACUUUGGUUUGCUGCCCAUUGGAAUGCGUCACGUGACCAUCGACACUGCUCUUGUGGGGCACCUGGAUGACUGGUGGCUGGCGGCACUCGCCAACCUGGAGAGCGUGACGUUGCGUAACACGGAUGUGUCCGAGCUGAAGCGCUCCAUCAUGGCACGGCCCGCGGCGUUGCUUCGGAACCUUGACCUGUCCCGAAACCGUCUGACGACAUUGCCUCUCGACUUCGGGGAAGAGCUGCCAGCCCUGCGCAUCCUCGACCUGUCGCACAACCGAAUCACCAGCUUGCUCGAGGUGAGCCUGCUGCCUCUGCAGGCCAGUGUCACCAGCGCCAGCCUUGACGGAAACCCGUUCGAGUGUGACUGCCGGCUGCGGUUCCUGCUCAGCUUCCCGGAUAUAUGGCGCCACGCGGAAUGCGCCGAGCCUGCGGCGCUGCGCAACACGUCGCUCAGCCGAGUGGCAGAGGAGGACCUCCAGUGCGCAGCGGAGAAUGCGUAAAAGUGGAGCCGCAUCAACUGCACGCAGAACGUCGCUGGCUUUCACCGUUUUGACUCUCAUUGUUUCACCAUAGUGUUUUGACUGUGCGCACCAUAAAAAUAUUUUAUUCGCUGUGUAAUAAAAACUUGCACGGCA
Messenger RNA from Rhipicephalus sanguineus (brown dog tick), 1103 nucleotides. Its product is annotated as carboxypeptidase N subunit 2. Gene Ontology annotation, cellular component: membrane. Gene Ontology annotation, molecular function: protein binding. The coding region runs from base 39 to 968 and encodes 309 amino acids. The record is from RefSeq and is a predicted model, not a curated record. The transcript has 3 exons. Lineage: Eukaryota; Metazoa; Arthropoda; Arachnida; Ixodida; Ixodidae.